UCAACCUUGGUAGCCGUUGCCUUCUGAUCUACAACUACUACACUCCCAUAGUUUGAGACGAUGGCAACCACACUAGCCACUCUAUGUGAGAUGCGGCGUGCGCAGCGUGCUGAUGGCCCAGCAGCCAUGCUCGGUAUUGGCACUGCAAAUCCAACAAACUACGUGCUUCAGGAGGAGUUUCCCGACUACUAUUUUCGUGUCACGAACAAGGAGCACCUCACUGACCUCAAAGAUACAUUCAAGAAACUAUGUCGGAUCGCGGGGUUGGAGAAACGUUUCUUUCACCACACAGAGCAGUUGCUCAACGCCAACCCAGCCUUCCUACAAGGGACGCCCGCGGCCCUUGACGCGCGGCUCGACAUCGUCGCCAAGGCUGCUCCAGAGCUCGCUGCGUCAGCCGCCGCCAAGGCCAUAGCGAGAUGGGGCCGCCCGGCCACCGACAUCACCCACCUCAUCGUCAGCACCAACUCUGAAGCCCGCUCACCAGGCGUGGAUGUUGGGCUGGCCACACUCCUCGGCCUCCGCCCCAACGUCUGUCGGACUGUGCUCCAGCUCAACGGCUGCUCGGCAGGCUGCGCCGCCCUCCACUUGGCAAAGGACCUAGCCGAGAACAACCGCGGCGCGCGCGUGCUCGUGGUCUGUGUCGAGCUCACCAUCACCACCUUCCGAGGCCCUCACGAAGGGGAUAGCUUCGGCACCCUCAUCCCGCAGGCGCUGUUCGGCGAUGGUGCGGGCGCGGUCGUCGUUGGAGCUGACGCCAUGCACCCCGCCGAGCGCCCACUAUUCGAGAUGGUGUCCGCCUCCCAGGCCCUGAUACCUGGGUCGGAGAAGCAACUGGACGUGCGGCUCGGGGAGGGCGGGGUCGACAUUGAUAUCUCCUUCAACCUGCCGAAGUUCGUUGCGCAGAAUAUCGAGCGCUGCCUACUUGAUGCGUCUGGGGCGCUCGCUGUUAAUGGCAUCGAGUCGAAGUGGAACGACCUCUUCUGGGCUGUCCAUCCGGGUAGCCGUGGGAUUCUGGACCGCGUCGAGUCGGCUCUAGGGCUGGAGCCCAGGAAGCUAGCACCGAGCCGAACUGUGGUGAGAGACUAUGGGAACAUGCUCUCCGCGACGGUGAUAUUCGUGCUCGAAGAGCUGCGCCGGCGAAUGGAUGAGGAAGGAGAUGAGGCUGCAGAGUGGGGGAUGCUGGUGGGCUUUGGACCGGGAUUCACUGUCGAGACCAUGGUACUGCACGCUACAAAGUCCUAGCCGUUGGAAGUUGGAAAUUGUAUCAAUAAUUCGCAUACUUUAAUUCAAAAAUAAACAAAGUGAACAUUUGAUUUUAA
Messenger RNA from Panicum virgatum (switchgrass), 1322 nucleotides. Its product is annotated as bisdemethoxycurcumin synthase-like. Lineage: Eukaryota; Viridiplantae; Streptophyta; Magnoliopsida; Poales; Poaceae. The transcript has 2 exons. The record is from RefSeq and is a predicted model, not a curated record. Gene Ontology annotation, molecular function: acyltransferase activity, transferring groups other than amino-acyl groups. Bases 61 to 1245 code for a protein of 394 amino acids. Gene Ontology annotation, biological process: polyketide biosynthetic process.